AAAGACAUGAGGACAGACUGUUUGUCUGCGGAGGACAGCAACACACACUGCAGCACCACCAGCAGCAGGGGGCAGCGGGUGGAUGAUGAUGACUUUCAUGAUGUCAGCAGACUUCCUGAUACUGUGGUGGUCGAUCAUCCGAGCUCUGACAUCAUCGAACGUCUAACGGAGAAAAACCUUAAAAAACAUACAGAGGCUCUGAAACAGCUGGAUACUGAACUAACAGAACUCACUCAGGUGUGUGAGACUCAGGUGAGGACCGUCAGUCAGGAGUUGCUGUCCUCUCUGCAGGAGGUGGACCUCAGACUGGACUCACUGAAGGACAGAAUGGAGCAGCUGGAACACCUGGAUCAUGAGGUGUGUGGUCUCUGGGAGCAGGUGGAGGAGGAGGUGAAGCUGAAGAAGAAGAGAAUCAUGGAGCUGGACCACAAACUGACUGAAUCUGAGACUCAACGAACAAAUGAGAUCAGAGCUGUGCUCAGGAAGUACUGCCACCUGCUGCUUCCACCUGACGUCUACACAUUGAUCCACACUGAGGCCACGGUGUUGAAUCAGUCUCUGCUGGUGAAUCGUCGCAGCGCCGCCCGUCUGCUGCUGCUCCUCAAGGAGGACAACCUGCAGCAGGAGUCACUUCUCCGUCUGCGCUGGGAGGACUGUCUAAGCCGCUGGAGGAGGAGCAGAGUCACCGAGGUCAUAGACCGCUUCACGAGUCUCUGCAGCAGUGGUAAAGAUCAGCAGCUGACCUCAGUUCAGCAGAUGAAACAAACUCAGCAAGAUCUGACAGAACAGCGUCGUGCCCUCAUCUACAGGAUCUGCUCCCUGGUCCCGCCCACCUGCUCCACUGCUCUGGUCUGGGAUUGGUUCAACCAGCUGACAGCUGUCAAUCAAAAGAUCGACAGUCUUCAUGCUGACCUCCUCCAUCAGCUCCGUUGUUGUUAUGAACAGACAUGGCAGGAUCAACUGGCUGAGGUGCGGCAUUGUCAGGAGGCGCUCUCAGCUCUACAGCUGUCAGAGGAGGAGGUGAACGACGUUGUGAGCUCUCAGCUCCUCGCUCUGAUUGGACGAAGUCAGAGUCAGGAUGAAGAGCGACUGUCUGCGUUAGAUGUGUGCUGUGACUCUGUGGCCUGUCAUGCUCUCAGCCUCACCAGGUGUGUGUUUGUUGUGAUACGAGGAGCGACGUUGCUAUGGGAGACGCACAGCAGCAGGUUAGAGAGCAGAGAAAAAGAAAUGCAGCAACACCUGGACAACCUCCGACACUCACAGCAGCAACACAUACAGAGGAAGAAGGUGCGUCUGGAUGACCUGUUGGCUGGACUCCGUCAGGAGAGCAGUGAGGACACCCUGAAGACGUCUCUGGACAAAACUGUCCUGUACCUGCAGGACGUCAAACACAGCUGCAGACAGUGUGUCUCUGAUCAGUGGGAGGUGUUGGAGCAUCUCCCCUCUGUCUUUCUGGAGGAGCUCCUCUCCUACAGCAGCAGCCUCAGCUCAUUCUACCGACUCAAAUAUACCUAUGCACCGGCGGAGUACUCUCUGCUGGAUCUCUGUGACAUCAGCAGCUAUGUCAAGUUUAUAUCGUCAAAGGGCGUGACCUAUACUGGCCCCGCCUUCAGUUGCCCAGCCCCCGACCUGCCGGACGACCUGGAGCAAAAAACACACCUGAGCCUGUUUCCUGUGGAGCUGCUCACACACACACUGAGCAGGACUCGGACCCUGUUCCUGGAUCACCUGGAGCAGCAUUUCUGUGACGUCCUCAGCUCCUCCUUUGCCAUGGUAACAGACAGGAAAGAGGCGGUGUCUUUGGAGCAAGAGCUCCAACUGCAGCAGCUGGACUCCCAGCACAUCCAGACCCACAUAUACCAACCCCGCCUGGCUGAGCUGCAGCUCCACCAGCGAUAUGUGGAGGUUCACUGUGAGGAGGUGCUGGACGUGUUGACUUCCUGCAGGACGGAGCUGCAGCACCUGCAGACCUCCAUCAGCAGGAGGAACCUGGAGUUCACCGUCACUCUGUCCAACAUGGAGGACGGCGUCCGGACGGCUAGCAGCAGCCAACGGCUAGAGGCUGUAAGCUCCUCCCUGCAGGACUGUGUGGAUCAACACGUCAAAGACACCCAGAGCUGUCAGACCAGCUUCAGACAGACAGUGCAGAUCCGACUGGAGGGGGUCAGACAAAGAACGACACAGCUCCUCAGCUCCUUCAGGUUGUUCAGUGAAGGAGGAGAUUUCUCUCCUCAUGAGGUGAAGGUGUUGAAGAGGAGGUUGACGGAGGAGACCAAACACAUCAAUGUGACAGAGGAGUCCAUCUGCUCUGAGCUGGACAGGUUCGAGUCCAGGAGUCUACAGCAGGUGAAGGAGGUGUCGGGGAGGUUUGAGGAGAAACUCUCCUUCAUGAAGUCUGAGGUGACAUUCAUGGAGAAGAUCCAGAGAGUGAUCAACAGCUCCCAGGUUCACAUCAAGGCUGAGGCAGCCUUCAGUAACCAGCAGCAGAUAGUGAUCAGUAGCAGGUUGGAGGAAGUGAAGAAGAUGAUGGAGAACACACAGGUGUCUCCAGACCAGGUGUGUUCUGUCCUGUCUUCAGUCAAUGAGGCCUUGAUGAAGCGCUGUCAGUAUCUGGACUUUGGACUGGUAGGUCUCCUCUUGUAUCUGGUCCACAUUUACUCUCUGCUGUCUACCUGGUUUUGUCUGGACCACCACCUGUCUGUAGCUCCUGUCCACCUGGACUACUUCCUGUUUAACUCUGUCCACCUGGGUCACAACCAGUGUGUUGUCUUUGUGUUGUGGACCCCCCCACCGCAGGAGGGCCUCACUUUGUCAGCUCGUUCUAAGUCCAGGAAGGAGGUCAGGUCUGCCCCACCUGCUGGUCUACUGGAGGUGAGCAGGACAGGUGUGGACCUCCUUGAUGACCCUGUUGUGGACAUCAUCAAGUCCCUGAACAGGUUCUGUGUGAUCCAGGAGGGUCCAGCAGAGACAUCAAGACCAGCUGCUGCUCAGAGUCCAGUCCACCGUCCUCAACUGAGAUCUGCUGAGUCUGUCAGUGCACUGAGGGGGGGCUGCAGGUCCAUCAGGGCCGACAGGAGGUUCCAGGUUUUUGGACCCAAACCAGAAACAGAACAGAACACACACUCCUUCAGCUCCACAGUGAACUCAGUGCUGUGGAAGACCAAUGACGUCCUGCUGUUGGCUGCAGAGGACUUUUACCGCCGCGAGUGUCUUGGCAGGUUCCAGCUGCUUCCUGAUUCUCUGGACCAAUGGGCUGACAGCAUGCAGCGAAGGCUGCUGGGAUACCAGGAGCAGGCCAGGAGGCUUCUGAGCACCAGCAGAGAGGACCUGGUGGACCAGCUGUCUGUGUUGGACGGCCUGCUUCAUUCGUUCCCUGCAGUGUUGAUCAGUAACUAUGAGCAACAGCAGGAGGCGGAGCUCAGAGAGGAGGUGGGCGGAGUGAGAAGGAAGCUGGAGGAGAUUCUGACAGCCAGCGAGCAGGAGAAGACUGUCAACUUGCAUCAGCUGCGAGUGUCAGUGGGGGGGGGCAAGCUGCAAACAGUGAUCAGCAGAGAGGAGGGGAGACAGGAGAGGCUGCACAGCGCCGUCUGCUGCUCACACCUGGAACUACAGGAGUGUGUGCGAGUCCGGGGGGAGGAGUUUGUGACAUUACUGGCGUCUUUGACGGAGAAGCUGCUCUGUCAGCUGGACGACCUGCUCACACCUGCAGAAACCAAGGCAGCGUCCCACCAGCACUCUGAAGACAGCACUCUUACCAUGGAGACAGGAACAGACCCAGGACAGAGAUCCUGCACAGGAAACAGGACCUGGUCUGGGAUUUCGUACCUGACCCCACCCACCAACAUCACUGAUGACCUGUCAUCCUCUGUUACCACAGCAACAACAGCUUCCAUCACCGCAACCAGUUGCACCCUGGGACAUCUGACUGUUAUAGAACAGAGAGACAAAGCUGUGAAGCGAUUUGAACAGCUGUUCAGGUCGGAGUUGCUACGUUCAGAUGAUGACAAACGAAACCAACUGAGGAAAAUACAGAACUGGAACACACACUGGAGACAAGAGAUACACUCUCUGAAACACACACACUGACACAUAACGGCUGCAGCUGAUUGGCUGUUUGCUGUGUAACCUGUGAUGUCACCAACUGUUCUGAUGUUUGAUAAUAAACGACAAGAAAAAGAGUGUCCUGUAGGUGGUGUUUAUUUGUCGUUCCACUCGUCAUCAGCGAGGAGAGCAGGAGGAGGAGAACAGAAGUGUGUACACGGAGCAGCAUGCUCAUUUGUGCGGUAUCAUGCAGUAAGGUCGUCCUCUGAUCAAAAUCAUCUUCAUUCUCCCGGGUCGCUCCAUAUCCACU
Messenger RNA from Seriola dumerili (greater amberjack), 4351 nucleotides. It is a transcript of the gene ccdc180, whose product is annotated as coiled-coil domain containing 180. The record is from RefSeq and is a predicted model, not a curated record. Lineage: Eukaryota; Metazoa; Chordata; Actinopteri; Carangiformes; Carangidae. The coding region runs from base 7 to 4086 and encodes 1359 amino acids. The transcript is spliced from 34 exons.